CAUUGCCUUGCAUACCUUUCUAUUUCAUUUCCAAACAAUUCUUGUGAAAAAACACACAAAGAAAACCUCGAGCCAUCUGUUCAAUUCAAAAAAUCAAAAAUUUGUUCAAUUGCUUCUGCUAGCCUUUUUUUUUUUUUUUUUGUACAAGAUCAUCAUAGUUACACGAUGAAUCAAUUUCCUCAGCCCACCAGACCCAUUAACAGCUACAAUUUCGUUCCUGUUAACAUGGAUUGUAACUUGGAUUCUACGGAAGAAAUGUUUCAGUUCCAGAGUUUGGACACUUCCAUCCCUCAAUCUACCGCAAGGGCAACUGAAGAAGAAGAGAAACAGGCCAUUGAAGACCUUCUGAGAAUUGUCUCUGAGUGGCAUGAAAAGCUUCCGGAGAGCAUAAAGGGCACCAUAAAUUUGGAAGAGUUGAAUACCGCUACCCGCGGCGUUAAAGGAGGAGUUCAGGAAAUUGUGCAUAACUUUGAACGAUUCAGAGAAAUGACUGCAAGUUGGAAUUCCUCGCGCGGUCUAGACGGACCUGAGGAAGAAUUGGUAGAGGGGCUUGAGCGGUUCAAAAUACGGACGGUGAAUUUGGGAGGAGUUGUUAAGGAAGAAGAAGAGAAACGAUGACAGCAAGCUUAACUUUUGAUCGUUGACAAGUCAAACAUUUGGAUAUAUUUGAUUCCAUCCAUUCUUUUGUUAUUUCAAAUUCUUUUUUUUCAUUUGAUAUAGGAAACUGAAAAUAAAGAAUUUCAGUUUCUCCCCAGUUUGAUCAAGCUGGGGACUCUAUUGACAAUUAUCAACUUUCUUUAGCUAUUUCUUUUAACAUUAGAUUAUGUUUGGUUUUAGGAAACACACAUGAGGAGAGGGGAGGCAUAUUUUUUAUAUAAAUUAUAAUAUUAACAAUGUUAUAAUUUAAUUAGUUAAAAAAAUUAUUUUUUAUUU
Rubroshorea leprosula is the source of this 933-nucleotide messenger RNA. NCBI's taxonomy places the organism in Eukaryota, Viridiplantae, Streptophyta, Magnoliopsida, Malvales, Dipterocarpaceae. The record is from the annotation of a GenBank genome assembly.